GCCAACCGGCCUGCCUUUUCCUUUUCCUUCAGGUCAACACCAAAAUGUACCCUCCAGUUGUCAUUUUAAGCCUCCUACUACUUAUGACAGGUGCUGUAGUUUCUCUUCCGCCAGUGAGAGGAGUGGUCGGUCAGCCUGUCACACUGCCCUGCACUUACUCAGUGACUUAUGAGGGGGGAGCUACAACCAUGUGCUGGGGCCGAGGGAUCUGUCCUUCCUCGAAAUGCACAGAUGCAGUUGUCUGGACGGAUGGAUAUCGGGUCACAUUUCAGAAGGCAUUGCGGUAUAAACUGAAGGGGCAGAUUUCACGUGGGAACGUGUCUUUGACCAUAGAGGACACCGUGGAGGCUGACAGUGGCCCUUACUGUUGCCGGAUUGAGCUCAGGGGCUGGUUCAAUGAUGUCAAAUUCAACCUGAUGUUGAACAUUGAGCCAGUCGCUACAUCACCUUCUCCAACUCAGCCAACAGAAACCCAGUCUACCACAGGGCAGGAAACAUGGGCGCAGCCCACCAGCUCCUCGCUGCUUUCUUGUACAACAG
Molecule: messenger RNA, 540 nt
Organism: Castor canadensis (American beaver)
Lineage: Eukaryota; Metazoa; Chordata; Mammalia; Rodentia; Castoridae
Source: RefSeq, a predicted model, not a curated record